AUGAGUACACUAGCGAAUACAGAAAAAAACAUCACGAUUAAAGCUCAAUGGGGCAAAAUAGCUGCCAUAACUUGGGGUAAUUCGUCAAAUCCACCCGUGCUUCUAUGCCCUGGAAGAAUGGUCCCUUGCUCCAGCUUCCGACCGCUAAUCAAAAAAAUGCCUGACUGCUUCUUCUACGUAGCUAUCGACCUGCCUGGCAGCGGCUUGUCAGACCAUCUACCACCAGGCAUCCGGUACACUGUGUUCGAUUUAGUGCCAUCAAUUGUGAAGGUGGUGGAACACUUCAAAUGGGAGAAGAUUAUGUUUAUAGGACACUCUUUGGGGACUGUUCUUGGAACAUACUUUAACAUGGCGUAUCCGAACCGUGUAACCCGUUUCGUCCAACUAGACCCCAUACCCCUGUACCACACGGUGAUCCCGGAGACCUUCGAGGCCUGGUACCAGGAAUACUAUCGCAGCAAUUAUGAUGAUGAUCAGUACGUAAAGCAUACCAGUGGCCGGCAUACAGCACCCCGAUAUAGCUUGGAUGAUAUAAAAAGGCGACUGAUGACAGCCCAUAAAAUUAACGAGGAAACCUUGGAGCAUGUUUUAGACAGAUAUAUCGAACCAGCCGGAGAUGGCUUGUAUAGGUUCACCUACGACCAACGCAUGAAGAACACCACCACGAUGCCCUUCUCACCGGACAACUUAAAAUUAAUCUUGACAUCAGCGAAAAUUCCCAUCCUCGCAAUUUUCGCCAAAUUUGUCAUAGAAGCGGGAGCAUAUUCUAAAGUACCCUUCGCAUUUGACACAAAAGCGUGGCCACAUAAUAAUUACGGGUACAAAAUAGUGUCCGGAUAUCACGACGUGCAUAUGAGUAGCCCCGAGUUAAUGGCGGAUGAUAUAGCUAAGUUUUUAUUACAAUCAAAAGCUAAGUUGUAA
Pieris macdunnoughi is the source of this 921-nucleotide messenger RNA. Lineage: Eukaryota; Metazoa; Arthropoda; Insecta; Lepidoptera; Pieridae. The record is from the annotation of a GenBank genome assembly.